Molecule: messenger RNA, 273 nt
Organism: Dreissena polymorpha
Lineage: Eukaryota; Metazoa; Mollusca; Bivalvia; Myida; Dreissenidae
Product: adhesion G-protein coupled receptor D1-like
Exons: 3
Coding region: 20-253 (77 amino acids)
Biological process (GO): adenylate cyclase-activating G protein-coupled receptor signaling pathway
Cellular component (GO): membrane
Molecular function (GO): G protein-coupled receptor activity
Source: RefSeq, a predicted model, not a curated record
GAUUAUAUUGUUUAAAAAAAUGUUUGCUCUAAAAGUAAUGGAAGACAAGCCAAUUAAAGACAAGAUCAAGACAACUCUUUGGUCUCUUUGCGUUCUCGUGCCUCUGAUGGGCGUCUCUUGGAUUCUCGGCAUCUUCUACGUCAACGAGUCGGCCUCAUUCAUGCAGUAUGUGUUCGCAGUCUGCAACGGGCUGCAGGGCGUUUAUAUCUUCGUAUGCAACUGCGUGUUAAAUGAAAAGGUAAACGUCUUAUGAUGUUUAAAAUUAAAUCUUCC